AUGUACACUUUUGGUAUGAUUUGUGUAGGUGAGAAGCCUGACGUGGAACGGAACCCACCCAUCCUAAACCACAACAGCAGGGGGCGCUCCACCAGUUCCUGCAACUGUGGGAGAAUGCAGGCGCCACGUGAGGAUCCUUUUGAGUUCCAGGCUGCCAAUUAUGACUUUUAUCAGAUGCUGGAGGAGAAGUGCUGUGGGAAGCUGGAGAGGAUCGAGUUCCCGGUCUUCCAGCCCAGUACUGCUGAUCCAGCUCCUGCCUGCAACCAACCUGUGCGAUCCCUCUGUGAGGGUUCAGGAUCUGGGGACACUGAGAGGUUGAAAGAGCCGAGCACUGCUCACAGCCAUACGCCUGGAGACACGAGCCUUAGCCUUGCCCUCAGCCUAGGACAGUCUACGGACAGCCUGGGGCCCUACAGUGAAGGGAAUGGAGCUGAAACUCAUGUCCAGCCUAAGCGACCAAGUGUCAUUGACCGCCAGCCAUCUACUGUAGAGUACCUGACUGGUAUGAUGCAUUCUGGUUGCCUCAAGGGCCUCUUGCCAAAGUUCUCCAGCUGGUCUCUAGUCAAACUGGGUCCAGCUCGGUCAUACAACUGCCACACUGGUCUGGAACAGCCAGGCUUCCUACCUGCUUCUUCCUUCCUCUUGCCGUGGGACUUGGUGAUUCGCUCUCGGUCAGAGGAGGAGGCCGGACUAGCAGAGUCUCUGGACAGAGGGAGCUCUGCGUGGCCUGUCCCUAACAAGGCCCUGGUGGGUAAGCGAGGGAGCACCGGCGGGCUCGGAAGGUGCCGCAGAAGAGAUGAUAUGGCUCGAGCUUUUGUUGGCUUUGAGUAUGAAGAUGGCAGGGGAAGACGCUUCAUCAGCUCUGGGCCUGAUAAAAUCGUGAAGGUGCUGGGGCCUGGAGGUGCCAAGGAUCCUGCCACCAAGGUGCUGAACACUGACAUGCCACUUUAUAUUCCUUCCCCCUCCCAGGGCCGUGGCCUGAAGCCCCACUUUGCCCAGUUGGCUCGUCUUUUUGUGGUUGUACCGGACGCCCCGCUGGAGAUCAUCCUCACCCCACAGGUGCUGCCUGGUCCUCCUCCUUGUCCAGUUUUUCAUCCAGAGCAAACAGAGCUGGUUUUGCCUCCAGAUGGUCUUUGGGUGCUGAGGUUCCCUUACUCCUAUGUUACUGAUCACGGACCCUGUUUCCCUCCCAAAGAGGGCCAACCGCUCAACAACUACAAGGUGUUAAGAGGCCUCCUUAAAGUCACCACUGCCAGCCCUCCACCACAGUGAACCCCAGCUGCCGUCUCUGCUCUCAGACUUUGCUCUGUAUAUUCUCAAAGAAAAAUAGAAUCUUUUCUCUUGAUUAAAUGCUCCUGAUUGGGAUUUUGGGUACCCGGUUCAGGAUAGUAAGGUCAGUGCUGUGGAUUAAGCAUGCAGCACUAAGUUCAAGGAUCUCAGCUCUAACCUGACCCAUGUGGAUUUUUUGGAGGCCUAACGUGAUGCCAUUGUACCAACCAGCCAUUGUACAUCACACUGUAUUUAUAUAAAAGACUUUAAAUCUG
This is a messenger RNA of Thalassophryne amazonica, 1544 nucleotides long. RefSeq names its product SMG8 nonsense mediated mRNA decay factor (gene smg8). The transcript has 3 exons. The coding region runs from base 1 to 1272 and encodes 423 amino acids. Gene Ontology annotation, biological process: nuclear-transcribed mRNA catabolic process, nonsense-mediated decay. Lineage: Eukaryota; Metazoa; Chordata; Actinopteri; Batrachoidiformes; Batrachoididae. The record is from RefSeq and is a predicted model, not a curated record.